This is a messenger RNA of Penicillium robsamsonii, 4164 nucleotides long. RefSeq lists its product as uncharacterized. The transcript has 2 exons. Bases 1 to 4164 code for a protein of 1387 amino acids. Gene Ontology annotation, cellular component: cytoplasm; nucleus. NCBI's taxonomy places the organism in Eukaryota, Fungi, Ascomycota, Eurotiomycetes, Eurotiales, Aspergillaceae. Gene Ontology annotation, molecular function: protein binding. The record is from RefSeq and is a predicted model, not a curated record.
AUGGUAGAACCUAUCGGCAUAGCAUCUGGCCUGGUGGCUUUAGCUACGUUUGCAUUUCAAUCCAGCACUGCCCUCUUCGAUGAAGUUCAAAGCUACCAAUCUCAUCCAAAACGCGUACGCGACCUGACGGAGGAACUCGAGACUCUGAAUGGAGCCCUCGGCGCUCUAAUUGAGAUCUUGAAUGCAAACACCGAUAUAAACCUCGCUAGCCUCGAAUAUCCGCUCCUUCGCUGUGGAAAUUCUUGUAGAGAUUUUGAAGAGGAGCUUAAGAAACGCUCGACGCGAUCUCUUGCCGGUAAAACGAGCUUUCCAGACUGGGCUGAAUUAAAUUACAUGGGCGAAGAUAUUGAUGGUUUCAGACGAAGGUUAGCUGGCUAUAAGUCAACUAUCAUCAUUGCCCUCGCCAAUGUAAAUGGAGGCGAGUAUGGAACUGUUCUCCAGGCUGCCGCGGUGAAAGGGCAUCGAGAGAUUGUUCAAUUACUUCUUGACCAAGGCGCGGACGUCAACACUCAGGGAGGCGAGUAUGGAACUGCUCUCCAGGCCGCUGUAGUAAAAGGCCAUCGGGAUAUCGUUCAAUUGCUUCUCGACAAAGGCGCGGACGUCAACACUCAAGGAGGCGAGUAUGGAACUGCUCUCCAGGCUGCCGUGGUGAAAGGGCAUCGAGAGAUCGUUCAAUUGCUUCUCGACCAAGGCGCGGAUGUCAAUACUCCAGAAGACGAGUAUGGAACUGCUCUCCAGGCCGCUGCAGUAAAAGGGCAUCGGGAUAUCGUUCAAUUACUUCUCGACCAAGGCGCGGAUGUCAAUACUCCAGGAGACGAGUAUGGAACUGCUCUCCAGGCCGCUGCAGUAAAAGGGCAUCGGGAUAUCGUUCAAUUGCUUCUCGACCAAGGCGCGGAUGUCAAUACUCCAGGAGACGAGUAUGGAACUGCUCUCCAGGCCGCUGCAGUAAAAGGGCAUCGGGAUAUCGUUCAAUUACUUCUCAACCAAGGCGCGGAUGUCAACGCUCAGGGAGGCGAGUAUGGAACUGCUCUCCAGGCCGCUGCAGUAAAAGGGCAUCAAGAGAUCGUUCAAUUGCUUCUCGACCAAGGCGCGGACGUCAACGUUCAAGGAGGCAAGUAUGGAACUACUCUCCUAGCUGCCGUGGUGAAAGGGCAUCGAGAGAUCGUUCGAUUACUUCUUAAGAAAGGCGCCGACGCUAACACCCAAGGAGGUAAGUAUAGAACUACUCUCCAGGCUGCUAUAAUCGAAGGACACAAAGAGAUCGUUCAACUUCUUCUCAACCACGGCGCGAACGUUAACACCCAAGGAGGCAGGUUCGGAACUGCUCUCCAGGCCGCUGCCUCUUGGAACAAUAGAGCGAUUGUUCAAUUACUUCUUGAUCAAGGCGCGGAUGUCAACACUCAGGGAGGCGAGUAUAGAACUGCUCUCCAGGCCGCUGCAGUAAAAGGGCAUCGGGAUAUCGUUCAAUUACUUCUCGACAAAGGCGCGGACGUCAACACUCAAGGAGGCGAGUAUGGAACUGCUCUCCAGGCUACCGUGGUGAAAGGGCAUCGAGAGAUCGUUCAAUUACUUCUCGACCAAGGCGCGGACGUCAACACUCAGGGAGGCGAGUAUGGAACUGCUCUCCAGGCCGCUGUAUUCAUAUGCAGAGGAAACAUGUCGAUCGUACAAAUGAUUCUUAACCAAGGCGCGAACGUCAACGCCCAAGGAGGCAAGUAUGGGACUGCUCUCCAGGCUGCCGUGGUGAAAGGGCAUCGGGAUAUCGUUCAAUUACUUCUCAACAAAGGCGCGGACGUCAACACUCAAGGAGGCGAGUAUGGAACUGCUCUCCAGGCCGCUAUAGUCGGGGGAUAUAAAGAGGUCGUUCAAUUUCUUCUUCAAAACGGAGCGGACGUCAACACCCAAGGAGGCAGGUUCGGAACUGCUCUCCAGGCCGCUGCAGUAAAGGGGCAUCGGGAUAUCGUUCAAUUACUUCUCGACAAAGGCGCGGACGUCAACACUCAAGGAGGCGAGCAUGGAACCACUCUUCAGGCCGCCGUCUUUAAAGGAAAUAUAGCGAUCGUGCAAUUGCUUCUUAAGAAAGGCGCCGACGUUAACUCUCCAGGCGGGCAUUAUUGCGCUGCUCUCCAGGCCGCUGUAUUAAGUGGGCCUAUAGCGAUAGUGCGCCUCCUCGUCGAUCAAGGUGUGGACGUCAACGCCCAAGGAGGCGAGUUUGGAACUGCUCUCCAGGCCGCCGCAUUUAGAACGAACAAAGAGAUCAUCCAAGUGCUUCUCGACCAAGGCGCGGACGUCAACACUCAGGGAGGCGAGUAUGGAACUGCUCUCCAGGCCGCUGUAUUCGUAUGCAGAGGAAACAUGUCGAUCAUACAAAUGAUUCUUAACCAAGGCGCGAACGUCAACGCCCAAGGAGGCAAGUGUGGAACUGCUCUCCAGGCUGCCGUGGUGAAAGGGCAUCAAGAGAUCGUUCAAUUACUUCUCGACCAAGGCGCGGAUGUCAAUACUCCAGGAGGCGAGUAUGGAACUGCUCUCCAGGCCGCUGCAGUAAAGGGGCAUCAAGAGAUCGUUCAAUUACUUCUCGACCAAGGCGCGGAUGUCAACACUCAGGGAGGCGAGUAUAGAACUGCUCUCCAGGCUGCCGUGGUGAAAGGGCAUCAAGAGAUCGUUCAAUUACUUCUCGACCAAGGCGCGGAUGUCAAUACUCCAGGAGGCGAGUAUGGAACUGCUCUCCAGGCCGCUGCAGUAAAAGGGCAUCAAGAGAUCGUUCAAUUACUUCUCGACAAAGGCGCGGACGUCAACGUUCAAGGAGGCAAGUAUGGAACUGCUCUCCUAGCUGCCGUGGUGAAAGGGCAUCAAGAGAUCGUCCAAGUGCUUCUCGACCAAGGCGCGGACGUCAACACUCAGGGAGGCGAGUAUGGAACUGCUCUCCAGGCCGCUGUAUUCGUAUGCAGAGGAAACAUGUCGAUCGUUCAAUUGCUUCUCGACCAAGGCGCGGACGUCAACGUUCAAGGAGGCAAGUAUGGAACUGCUCUCCUAGCUGCCGUGGUGAAAGGGCAUCAAGAGAUCGUCCAAGUGCUUCUCGACCAAGGCGCGGACGUCAACACUCAGGGAGGCGAGUAUGGAACUGCCUUCCAGGCCGCCAUAUUGGGUGGAAGCAUGACUAUUGUGCCGCUUAUUCUUGACAGAUACGGAGACAAAAUACCAAUCGCCGAGGAGGUUCUCAAGAAAGUCUUCGAAACUUCAAAAAACGCAGUUCAGUUGAUGAGCCUACUCCUCCAGAAACAAGAAGACAAGAUUACCAUCACCGAAGAAAUACUGAUGGCAGCUGCACGAAAUGAGAGGGGACACCAGUUAGUAUCUCUUUUUCUAGAGAGCAGUGUCAAGAUCUCGGACGAUGUCAUCUGGGUACGAGAACUAGGGAAGGUGGGAUAUAGUACCCAUGAGAUUAUGGAGCUUCUUCUCGAAGACAGCAAUGAUUCUCCUUGGAUAUUUUUCGAGCCAACCUAUUUCCCCUGUUCUGAAAUCAAGCCUGGUCGACAUAUUCAGGGAUGUUGCCACCCUGUUUCGCCCCUGGAAGCACUGCCAACCCAGAUUUUUGAUCCUGUCUUCGAACGCCAUCCAAUUGAUUUUGAUCACGAAGAGAUACUUAUUCAGGUCCAAGAGCUCUGUGGUUUAGCAGGAAUAAAGCCCACCACCCGAAGGGUAACUGAUUGGGUUGGGUAUAUUGAGUUCAACGACAGCGACCAGGUACUUUCAGUGUCAUAUAUGCUGCCUACUGAUGAAAAGAAUCCGCCCGAUAACGUAAUAUUCUGGUCUCGCAUCUCUCGAGCUCUAGACGGGCUUUAUCACGCUGCUGCUUUGAUGCAGGCAAACGAUCUUUGCUGUGAUUCAUUCACAGUUCUCAAAUCAAGGUUCCAAGGUCACGAACCGCCAUCAUCAUCUCUGGUAGAAAUCAUUUCUGUUUCCUUUAAGUCAGUUUUGAUCCUUACCGAGGAGCUGCAAAAUGUCAUAAACCCAUCCUCUGAGUCCUCUGGCACUAGAAAGGCUUUAUCUGCAUCCACGGCAAUCCUCGGACUCAUUUGGCCAGAAAUACCGGAAGUUCUAGAUGACUCAAGCAUCGAGUGGUCCUUUCAUCGCAUGUCGAACCCCUUCGACCUUUUUUCUUAG